Messenger RNA from Prunus armeniaca (apricot), 945 nucleotides. Lineage: Eukaryota; Viridiplantae; Streptophyta; Magnoliopsida; Rosales; Rosaceae. The record is from the annotation of a GenBank genome assembly.
AUGCCUCACUCUUGCCCUACGUAUAGGCUUGACUCAUUCCGAGAGGCCAACCGAGUCAACCCAGUUGGUGAAAAUGCCACCCUAACACUCAGGAUAGACGGCAACCUUGUAUUGGCUGAUACCAAUGGCCAAGUGGCUUGGCAAACCAACACUGCUAACAAAGGGGUGGCCGAGGCAAUAAGAAAGCUUGUGAGUCGAACCUCCAACAAGGAAAACAAAGAUGGGGCUUACAGCUUGGUGAUGGAGGCCAAGGGAUUAUUUUUGUACUAUAAGAGCAAAAACUCUCCGAAUGCCCCGGAAACGGAUGAGAGUUAUGUUUAUGACCUAACCCUAGAGUAUCAAGAGGCCAACUCUUCCACAAGUGGAAAUAUCUUUCUAGAUGUACCCAAAUUCAACAGCACAUUAACAUACCUCAAGCUUGGAAUUGAUGGAAACAUCAAGCUUUACACUUACUAUGACAAGUGUGUUGCUUUCCCAUUGGCUAAAGGGCUUUUGGGUUGGAACAAGACUUGUGAGCCUGAGAAGGUAACUUCUUGUAAGGCAACAAGCUUUCACUACCACAAAGUUGAAGGAGUUGAUCAUUUCUUGAGCAAGUACACUAGGGGAUCUUCUACCAAGGAGAUCGAUUGUGGUAAAAAGUGUACUUCGGAUUGCAAGUGUUUGGGAUACUUUUACAACCAAGAUACGUCUGUUGGGGCAUAUGGAUGCCGAAUGAAGAGAGAAAGGCAUAAGGAUGCCGAAGGAAGAGAGAUGGGCACAAGGAUGCUGAAGGAAGCAAAAGGAACAAUGGUUCCUGUGAAGAUUGGGGACAUCAUUAAAGUGCUCGAUGUCAACUUUAAUGCAUUGAUGAAUUUCAAGAUCGAAUGUGGAAAGCUGCGUGAAGAUAUUAAGACGUUACAAGAUCAAGUGAUGGAUCUAGAGCUAGAAAUUGGAAUGCUAACAUAA